CUCUUUUUUGUCAGCUGGAGCUGGAUUCACGUUUUAUUUUCAUGUUAUUUUAUUGCCCCUGCUAAAUCUAAGUUAAUUUUCUCGAAAAUGGGCAAGCUAGACGUAGCAAUAUUACGCUAUUUAACCAGUGAAGAUUUUCGUGUACUCACAGCGGUGGAAAUGGGUAUGAAAAAUCACGAAUUAGUUCCUGGCUCUCUUGUAGCAUCUAUUGCUAACCUCCGACAUGGUGGCGUGCACAAAUUAAUGAAGGAGCUAUGUAAACACAGGCUCCUAACCUAUGAACGUGGAAAGCAAUACGAUGGCUAUCGUCUUACCAAUGCGGGCUAUGACUACCUGGCUCUGAAGGCGCUGACCAACCGUAAAAUAAUCGCCUCAUUUGGCAAUCAAAUCGGAGUGGGGAAAGAGUCCAACAUUUACACAGUCGCUGACGAGGAUCGCAAUCCACUGUGUUUGAAACUUCACAGGUUGGGCCGAACAUGUUUCCGCAACGUCAAAGACAAACGCGACUACCACGCGCAUCGCAAUCGUGCCUCCUGGCUUUACCUGUCGCGUAUCUCGGCCACCAAGGAGUUUGCCUACAUGAAGGCACUAUAUGACCGAGAUUUCCCUGUUCCAAAGCCAAUAGACUUCAACAGACACUGCGUUGUGAUGGAUCUGGUGCAAGGAGGGCCUUUAACCCACGUAACAGAAGUGGAAGACCCUGGAUCCUUAUACGACGAGCUGAUGAACCUUAUAGUGCGGCUCGGCAACUGCGGCGUCAUCCACGGAGACUUCAACGAGUUCAACAUCAUGAUCGACGAGGCCGGCCGCCCCGUCAUCAUCGACUUCCCGCAGAUGGUGUCUACUUCCCAUCCCAACGCUGAGCUAUACUUCGACCGUGACGUAAAGUGCGUGCGCGAAUUCUUCAAGAAGCGCUUCGGCUUCGAAAGCGACUUGUAUCCACGGUUCUGUGAUCUGGAGCGAGAUGAUGAGCUGGACGCAGAGGUGGCUUGCUCGGGCUACAAGCGAAAUAGAGCUGACGAGGAUCAGCUACUCGAGGAAAUGGGCAUCGGUCUAGCGGUGAGCGACGACGAGGAAAGCGCAGAUGAAGAUGCUGACGAACCUGAUAAGAAAAACACCAACUAUACUGACGAAGAACUUGCGGCGCUCAGGAAACAGUUGGACGACUCAAUAAAGCACGACGAAACGAAAAAGAUAUCAGAAAUCGCCGACAAAGCUGCUUCACUAAACAUCACAGACAAGACUCCAGAUACAGAAGAAAUACCGGAGCUAAUUCCAGCGCCCAUAGACAACGAAUUGGACAAAAAUUCACAGAAGUAUAGACUAGCUAUGAUUGAGAAAGCGUUGUCAGAUGUAAGGUCAAUGAGGACGUAUACGUCUGCUAGUACCAUAGCUCCUGAGGUGGUGAAGCAGCAGGUGAAGAAGAAUCUAGAAGAUAGGCAGAAGAGAAUGGAAAGAAAGAAGGCGAUUGCGAAGGGAGAAGCGAGCGCCGUCACGCGGCUGAGAAGGGACAACCGCGAGACUAUUCGCGAGAGCCACGGACUGUGGGGCUGGGAUGAAUAAAUGUAUUUUUAAUGUU
Ostrinia nubilalis (European corn borer) is the source of this 1579-nucleotide messenger RNA. It is a transcript of the gene RIOK2, whose product is annotated as serine/threonine-protein kinase RIO2. NCBI's taxonomy places the organism in Eukaryota, Metazoa, Arthropoda, Insecta, Lepidoptera, Crambidae. Gene Ontology annotation, biological process: maturation of SSU-rRNA; protein phosphorylation. The transcript has 9 exons. Gene Ontology annotation, molecular function: protein serine/threonine kinase activity; ATP binding. Bases 88 to 1563 code for a protein of 491 amino acids. The record is from RefSeq and is a predicted model, not a curated record. Gene Ontology annotation, cellular component: cytosol; nucleus; preribosome, small subunit precursor.